Gloeophyllum trabeum ATCC 11539 is the source of this 1074-nucleotide messenger RNA. Its product is annotated as rRNA adenine dimethylase. Gene Ontology annotation, cellular component: mitochondrial matrix. NCBI's taxonomy places the organism in Eukaryota, Fungi, Basidiomycota, Agaricomycetes, Gloeophyllales, Gloeophyllaceae. Gene Ontology annotation, biological process: rRNA methylation. The coding region runs from base 1 to 969 and encodes 322 amino acids. Gene Ontology annotation, molecular function: rRNA (adenine-N6,N6-)-dimethyltransferase activity. The transcript has 7 exons. The record is from RefSeq and is a predicted model, not a curated record.
AUGCCUCGCGCCACCUCCGAACGCUUCUCUAGAGCGCACCAACCACCCGUCAAGUCGAAAUCAAAAUCUGGGAGCAGUGGUGACGCUGGCGGCGCUGCACACAACCCAAUUUUCAAUACCGAGCGGUUCGGGCAGCAUAUCCUCAAAAAUCCUUUAGUUGCGCAAGGUAUAGUUGACAAAGCCAACUUGCGACCGACGGACAAAGUGCUCGAGGUUGGUCCUGGGACAGGGAACCUGACCGUGCGGAUAUUGGAGAAGGCGAAACAUGUGACGGCCGUGGAAGCGGACCCUCGGAUGGCUGCAGAGUUGACGAAGCGUGUGCAGGGAAAACCAGAACAGCGAAAGCUAGAAAUCAUGAUUGGCGACUUCGUCAAAGCCGACCUACCCUACUUCGACGUCUGCAUCUCCAACACGCCCUACCAAAUCUCCUCGCCGCUCGUCUUCCGCCUCCUCUCGCACCGCCCCCUCUUCCGCGUCGCGAUCCUCAUGUUCCAGCGCGAGUUCGCCAUGCGCCUCGUCGCGCAGCCCGGCUCGAACCUCUGGUCGCGAUUGUCCGCGAACGUCCAACUCUACGCGAAGGUCGACCACAUCAUGAAAGUCGGCAAGAACAACUUUCGUCCACCGCCGCAGGUCGAGAGCUCAGUGGUUAGGAUUGUGCCCGCGGACCCGCCCCCGCCGGUGAGGUUCGAGGAGUUUGAUGGGAUGAAUAGGAUCGUGUUUAGUAGGAGGAAUAAGACGGUGCAUGCGAAUUUUUUGGCGAAGGGCGUCAUCGAGAUGCUGGAGCAGAAUUAUCGGACGUGGUGUGCUGAGAAGGAUAAGAUUGUGGAAGAUGAUCUUGAUAUGAAGGCGAAGGUAGAGCAGAUUCUGCUCGACACCGGCUAUUCAGAAGAACGUGCGGCGAAGAUGGGUAUAGACGAACUACUGAAAUUGUUAUCAGCGUUCCAUGAUGCUGGCGUUCAUUUCGCAUAGGGCUUCGGGUUGUCAGUCUCUUCUAUAAUCAGGUAAUGGAGCAUACAGGUCGGCUACUCGCACUACUUUAUCGAUGGAAUCGGCAUCCGAACUUCCCCCCCCCCC